Molecule: messenger RNA, 1737 nt
Organism: Caenorhabditis briggsae
Lineage: Eukaryota; Metazoa; Nematoda; Chromadorea; Rhabditida; Rhabditidae
Gene: Cbr-hrdl-1
Product: Protein CBR-HRDL-1
Exons: 6
Coding region: 1-1737 (578 amino acids)
Biological process (GO): ubiquitin-dependent protein catabolic process; endoplasmic reticulum unfolded protein response; protein K48-linked ubiquitination
Cellular component (GO): ubiquitin ligase complex; cytosol; endoplasmic reticulum
Molecular function (GO): ubiquitin binding; ubiquitin protein ligase activity
Source: RefSeq, a predicted model, not a curated record
AUGAACAGGGGCAACCCGCAAGCUCUUCGUCAUCCUCAGGUGCCCCUGGGGAUCGCAAAUAUAAUCGGUCGAUCCACAUUCCCAUCGGUAGAAGGGUACCUGGCGCUGUCACUCUGUGUCGCUUUCAUCGCCUCAGCUUCAGUAUUUACCCACUUUCACUCCCAGCCUGAAAUCAAAAGGCUGUUGGAGGAAGAACUUCGAAACAACACUCGACUCACAACGGCAUUUGGUAUAAAUAUUGAUACGAUAGCUGGAAGCACAGUAUUUCAAAUGGCUCAUUAUAUUUUAACGGAUACUACACUGAUCUGGGUUGCAAUAAACUCGUAUUUCGCAAUUCUAGCAAUGUGCACGAAGCUAAUAAUCAAAUUAACCUUCAAGGAGUUGUCUCGACAAGAGGAAGUCGCUGCCCGUCAGGCGUUCCUCUCUUACAUUCUUCUCACAAUCGUAUACUUGUCAGUUGUGACUGGACCACAAAAAGGGCACCGGGUGAUGCCGUGGAUGAUCUGGGGAGGUGUUUGUGGUUUUCUCUCGCAUCUGCAGUUUGUGACUUGUCAGAGACUAAAAUAUACUUCACCCUCAUGUGAUCGUGGAAGCCAAAGAGUCUCGUUCAUCUCACUCUUUCUAUUCUUCGUUUCAAUUGCCAUGACAUUCAUGGUUUCUCGAUUUCAACAACACUUGGAAUGGCAACCAGCAGUUCUUCUGUAUUUCGAUUGCCUUCUCGCUGUUUUCCGAUCUACUUACAUUCUCUUCCGAUGCAUCUCUUCGUCUCGCGUAUUCUCUUUCAAUCCUGAUUCAGUUCGUCACUUCAACUACUGGCUCGAGCUUGCCACCAAUUUCGCUUGUGAGCUUCUCCAAUUUCUGAGCUAUGCUCAACUUUUCGUCUUCGCACCUGGACUCAACUUGACGAGCAUCUUCUUCUUGUAUCACAUGAAACUCACCUACAAUUGCAUGAGAGAGCAGCUGGGUCGACAUCGUACACAUAAGAAAAUCUUCGAGCACAUCGAGAGCGCCUAUCCAAGUGUAAAAGCUGCCAAUUCUGACGAUAGGUGCAUUGUGUGUUGGGAGUUGCUUGGAACUUCAAGACGUCUUCCAUGUUCUCAUCAGUUCCACGACUGGUGUCUCAUGUGGUGGCUUGCUCAGGAUUCUUCGUGUCCAACAUGUAGAUAUGUGAUACCCUCCCCACAGGAAGAAGCCAGCAGAACAGAUUCUGGUAACGGGAACACAAUGUUCCGUUUCAACGGCAGGACGUUUGGAUUUUUCACACUCCCCUCGUUCACAGUGGAAGUUGGCUCAAGUUUUGGGAAUAUCUUCGGAAGAGCUGCUGAGCCAACGCAAGAGCAACUUCAGUCCAUGUUGGAAACAGUUCUAGAAAUGUUCCCUCAAAUGUCACCAGAGACGAUAUUAGCAGAUCUGAGACAGUCAGGAUCAGCUCAAUCGACUAUUGAGAAUAUUCUAGAAGGUCGCAUGGGCCUAAACGCCUCACUCAUACCGGGCGUGCUGGAUGAGGAUUUAUCUGAUGACACUGAUAAUGAAUUGGAAUAUGAGGAACAUGUGGAAGUCGUCCAAGAACCAGAUAGAACUCGCCAAAGAACUUGGACAAAGUUAAGUUCAUCUUCUGGUGAAGCAGAGCUCUCUUACUAUGAAAUUCAAAGAGCGAACAUGAUCGAAACUUAUCGACGCAAAUAUUUGGCUUCUGACAAAGCUGCUGAUUUGCGAGCGAUGGGAAUCACCGAAUAA